AUGAAAGAAUAUAGCAUUUAUUGGAAUAAAGGAGAUGGAGAUCAACGAUGCUGUGAAAUGUUUACGCGACCUACUGGACAAAAGGGUUAUAGCGUUUCAAUUCGUAAUAGAAAGGAAUAUGAAUUCAUUAAAGUACAGUAUCGAACAGCUGAUUUCAAUUUAAUCUCUAUGCCGUUGUUGAUUGGAUUGAAAUAUCAAAACGACCGUUUCCAUUGGUUCGAUAAUUCGACAUUCAAUUAUACCGGAUUUUUUGAGCCUAAUUAUAAGUCGCGUUUUUAUCUAUUAAAAAAAGGUCAAUGCCGGCGAUUUUUUAUGUAUAGUCCACCAACAUAUACCAAGAGGAAAUAUUAUAUCUUUGAUAUCGAUUGCAAAGUGCGGUUCUACGAAUAUCGUCUUUUAUGUCGAUAUAAAGUUCCACGUUCAAACGUCCCCAUAGAUCAUAUCAAACCCGAUUAUUCUAUGGAAAAUCACACUACUCAAGAUCUGGAUUAUCAUGAUUACUGGGAUAAUGGUAAGGUUUUUUUCUACCAAAAUUGA
Messenger RNA from Cercopithifilaria johnstoni, 537 nucleotides. NCBI's taxonomy places the organism in Eukaryota, Metazoa, Nematoda, Chromadorea, Rhabditida, Onchocercidae. The record is from the annotation of a GenBank genome assembly.